This is a messenger RNA of Rubroshorea leprosula, 1868 nucleotides long. NCBI's taxonomy places the organism in Eukaryota, Viridiplantae, Streptophyta, Magnoliopsida, Malvales, Dipterocarpaceae. The record is from the annotation of a GenBank genome assembly.
UACGAAACAAAUGCCAUUAUCCUCAUCAUCGACACGUUCCCCAGUGGAUGAAUCAUCUACUUCGAUAUUGGCUGUAAAUGCAGAAAAUCUUGACAAGGCUUCACCGCUUUCAGGAGUUUCUGUUAAUUAAUUUGGGUUUUCUCGGAAUUCUCCGAGUUACAGUGUUUCCAGAAUAUUCCGAUUGCGCGACGGCUGUCGGUUUCUCCGGCGAGUAGGGGGCAGUUUUAGAAAAAAAAAAAAGAAUGAGUCACGGCCCGAGUCAUGACCCGCUUAAAUCGUCGAUGUUCUUCGUGUACCCGGAGAAGGUACGGGACAUAUUCGUGCUCGCCACUCGAAUCGCCGUCCUUGUCUGUUUGGUCAGUUCCAUCUCUUUCGUUCUCUUCAUAGCCUUUUACCCUCGGUCCCCCUACAUCCGGUUCAAAUCUGUCCCGUACCGGGACGCCGGUGGCGAUCCUCACCCCACUACCACAAACAUCUCCCAUGUCCUCUUCGGCAUCGGCGGCUCCGCCAAAACAUGGAACACUCGUCGGGUUUACAGUUCCCUCUGGUGGGAACCAAACACCACACGUGGCGUCGUCUGGCUCGAUGAAAAUCCCCGCAACAUCAACGACAGUAACAACGAAAUUUACGGUCCCGAGUAUCGCGUGUCAUCUCCGGAUUGGACCAGGUUCAAGUUCUCGAGCUCCAGAUCGGCGGUUCGAAUCGCCCGAAUUAUCCGGGACAGUUUUAACCAGAAGUUGCCGAACGUGAGGUGGUUCGUGAUGGGAGACGACGAUACGGUGUAUUUCACUGAGAACCUUGUUUCCGUGUUGGCGAAGUACGAUCACCGUGAGAUGUGGUACAUAGGGGGGAACUCGGAGAGCGUGGAGCAGGACGUGAUGCACGCGUACGGCAUGGCGUUUGGCGGCGGAGGGUUUGCCGUGAGUUACCCGUUGGCAGAGAAGUUGGUAAGCAUUUUGGACGGCUGCCUGGACAGGUACUACUAUUUCUACGGCUCUGAUCAAAGGAUAUGGGCUUGCAUCACCGAGAUCGGCGUGCCUCUCGUCCAACAUCCCGGCUUCCAUCAGUUUGACAUUAGGGGGGACCCAUACGGGAUUCUAGCAGCGCACCCAAUAGCGCCACUUGUCUCGUUCCACCACCUGGAUUACGUGGCCCCAAUUUUCCCCGACAAGACCCAAACAGACUCCGUGAAGGUACUCAUGGGAGCAUACCGGGCGGACCCGCCCCGGAUCCUGCAGCAGAGCUUCUGCUAUGAUAUCAACCGGAAAUGGUCGUUUCUCAUCGCUUGGGGCUACACCAUCCAGAUAUACCCAUUGCUGCUGACACCAUUCCACCUGCAGACGCCGCUGCAGACGUUCAAGACCUGGAGGAGUUGGAGCAAUGGACCCUUCACCUUCAACACCCGACCCCCGCCACCAGACCCAUGUCAACAACCGGCAUUAUAUUUCCUGGACCGGGUUGAUAAGGUAGGCGUGGCGGGUACCCAGACUAGCUACAAAAUGGCACAAGCAGAUAAGAAAUGUAACAGCACAAACCAUACCAAUGUAAUGGCAGUGAAGAGAAUUACAGUGUCCUCCCUGAAAAUGCCUCCAGAUUAUUGGCAAAAGGCACCACAAAGACAAUGCUGUGAGAUCUUGGAUCAUGGAAGAAUAAAGGAUAGCAGUUUACGAAUUCGGGUUAGGAAGUGCAGACAAUGGGAGAAUGUUGGUGUCUAGAGAUGGUCGGGCUGACUUGUAUAGAGUUGAGAAGAUCAUUCAUGGAGAUUAACAGAUAUUAAUUAAUAAUGUCUCGGUUUUUUCCAUGAAAAGGAGACAGAUCAUUAUUUCAAGUGCCUCUAUGUAGAAGGGUAAUCAAGGGUUAGUGGAUGU